Molecule: messenger RNA, 4372 nt
Organism: Scatophagus argus
Lineage: Eukaryota; Metazoa; Chordata; Actinopteri; Scatophagidae
Gene: negr1
Product: neuronal growth regulator 1
Exons: 8
Coding region: 268-1347 (359 amino acids)
Cellular component (GO): neuron projection
Source: RefSeq, a predicted model, not a curated record
GCUUCUAGGUCUGCUCCCAUUUUACAUCGCAUUUCCUCACUAGAUGGUGUGCAAGCCACUGGAGAGUACACCUCCCCGCACAGCGAGCUCUAUAAGCAGCAAAACAAACCUGGGAAACUAUACGGCGGACCAUUUCUUUGCGGGGCUCCGAGGAGGAAAAGUGUGGCAAUAAAUCGUCGUUCGCAUCAAGGUUUUGUUUUUUUUUUAAGCCACGCUUUUUUUGGCAACAACAAGACUUGGGAGAAGCGGCAGCAGAACACAGCUGUGAUGGACAUAAUGAUUGCGGUGCAGGAUGCUUGUGUCUCUGGUCAGUGGCUUACUGCGAUAAUUCUCAGCCUGUGCUGUUUUCUGCCGUCCUGUUUGCCCGCUGGACAAACUGUGGACUAUUCCCCGGUCGAAAGUGUGGUCAGCAGACAAGGCGACACGGCUCUACUGAGGUGCUACCUGUUGGAUGGGAUCUCUAAAGGAGCCUGGUUGAACCGCUCGAGCAUCAUAUUCGCAGGGAACGACAAGUGGUCUGUGGACCCACGCGUGUCCAUUGUGUCCAGCGUCGGAGACAAACAUGAGUACAGCCUUCAGAUACAGAAAGUGGAUGUAACUGACGAUGGCCAGUACACGUGCUCCAUUCAGAGUGAGCGCAACCCGAGGCCAAAGCUCCUCAACCUAAUUGUAAAAGUUCCUCCCAAGAUAUAUGACAUUUCUUCUGACAUCACGGUAAACGAGGGCAGCAAUGUGUCGCUCAUCUGUACAGCCAGUGGGAAACCUGAGCCGUCCAUUUCCUGGAGACACAUAACGCCAUUAGCCAGGAAGUAUGACAGUGGCGAAUAUCUUAACAUCACCGGCAUCACAAGGGACCAGGCUGGAGACUACGAAUGCAGCGCUUUAAAUGACAUCGCCUCUCCUGACACCAAAACAGUAAAAGUCACAGUCAACUUUGCCCCCGCUAUCCAUGAGAUGAAAAGCCAUGGUGUCGGUCUGGGACGCACAGCUCUGCUACGGUGUGAGGCAGCUGCUGUGCCUUCUCCUACAUUCGAGUGGUACAAGGGCGAGAAAAGGAUUAUCAAGGGUCAAGGCAUCGACAUCAAGAGCCUCAGCUCCAGAUCAGUCCUCACAGUGACCAACAUGACAGAGGAUCGUUACGGGAACUACACAUGUGUCGCCUCCAACAAGCUAGGGACGGCUAAUGCCAGUGUGCCUCUCAUUCCAAUUAUUGAACCCACCACCACUAGUGCUGUCUCAAGCCCAGCGCCCAACACUGCACCCUAUGGGAGCACAGGAAGUGCAUACGUCCCGCUGGCCUGCCGAUACCUGGUCCUGGCUCUCUCCUCCUUCAUCAGCGUGUACUAGCAGAGGCCAGCCCAGACCCAAUGACUGUGGAGAGCAUUUAUGAAUCCUUUUUGACAUUGCUGAUGGCUGGAAUCAAAUCUGGUACAGUUUGUUGAAAAGCCGUGAUGGGAAAAUAAUCAGCGUUAGUUUGUGUGGAGUUUUUUUUUUUUUUUUUUUUUGGUUUUUUUCUGUUGCUUUUUGGUGAAAUUUCUGUCAUGUAAAUACUAUGAUGUUUUUUUUAUCAUUAUUAUUAUUAUUAUUAUUUCCUCUCUUCUUUUCUGAUGACCACCUUGUGAAUCAGUGCUCAGCCCCAGCCACACUCCACCUCUGCUCAUCAAAAUGAGUUAUUUCGAGCCUCUUCCUCUGGGAGGCAAUGGCGCAAAAUUGACAUUUUCAUCCGUUUUUUGUACAUGGCUAAAAAGACGCAAUUGUGCCAAGUCUCUCAGUACACAGAAUUACCAUACCAAUGUUGUAUUGAAUGUAUUAUGGGUUGUUGAACAAAGGAAGGACAUUUAGAUUCCUAACAAUACAAAUUCAGAUUAUGGAGUGUGCUUAAAAAAAUACAGGAAAAAAAAAAACAGAAAAAAAAGCAAAAGAACAAAAAAGGCAGGGCUUUUCAGGACCUGUAUUGUCAUGAUUACUCAAUAGAUGGAUGAACAGUGUUGAAGGUGUGCUUUAUUGUAUUCUGAAAUGGGUCCUACAUUUACUAUGCCUGCCUCGCAGAUUUGAUCAGGCAGCCGUCAAAGUAGCAAAGUAUACUGUAUUGUAUCUUUAUAUUUUAAUAUAGUGUAGGCUUUUGUUUUAAAGUGGGACCAGCUUUUCUCAUUCAACCAAGAACAUUAACACAGCUCACAACUUCACGACUGUACAGUACGAAGGGAGGAACAUCGCUGCCCUAUGUUUACAUUUUUCUUGAAAAUAUAAAUACUACAGUAUGUACUCAAUACUUUUUUUAGUUUCAGUCCACAUACAUGAAUGUUGCAACAAAGUGUUGCAGUUGAAAAGAAAAAAGCAGAGCCCAACCAGUUCAGCUGUUAAAACUUUUCUCUUAAAGAUGCAGUUCUUUGAAACAUGUCACUUCCAGUGAGUGUCUGAGCAGAGGUUUUUAUGUCUCUGAAAUUGCUGUGUGUACCCACUGAUCAUCUGCUGACUGAAAACCCACAACUGCACACUGCAGGUCUCUUGAAGAUUUUGACUUCAACUUUUGGCAUAAUGGAUUCUUGGAAAGCCACAGUCUCCAGCAUGGCCUAUAAUUCUUCUGUCUUUUCUUCACAAAUAAUUCACAAUACUUAAAUAUCUUAUAGUAUCCUCUAAAAUAAAUAUAUCUACCUUGUUUCACCAGUUUACAAAUAAGUUGAGACCAGAGAGCCAAAGGACAUGUAACUUAAGAUUUAACUUUGAAUAACAAAAUGAAGCAUGUCACUGCAAACGUGGCCUAAGUCACUAAGAGCUCCUCCAAGAUGAGUGUCCAUUUUAAUAAAACAAAACUCAAACAGUGUCCACAGGGCUGGUGAAAGUCCAGCAGAGUUGAGGAUAAAUUGAACCAUGAUUUUGUGAAAUAAGAGGAAAUGUGGCUUUUUGUUCACUGAAAUACCAUAUCAAGGCUAAAAAAACAAUGUUGUUGUAAGAGUUUACUUUUUGACAAGACUGUCAUGGCAUAUUCAUCCUCAAAUAUCCUCAAGUCAUGGUGUAAGCAGAGAUACUGUACUGUAAUGCCUUAAUAGUACCAUAGACAUUAAAUGAACCUCCUUUAAAAGGACACUUCCAGAAGCUCUCAACAAGAUACAACUCAUUUGUUUGACAUAUUCCUGAUGUUCAUAAAACUAUAGCUGACUUAUCUUUCAAACUAGGCAUAAAAUUCAGUGAAGAAAAUAAUUCUCAAGUCAUGGCUCUCGCAGGUAUUUUCAAAUAAGCCAGUUGCAUCUGGUAAAGAUGCAGUAUUUGUCGUACAGGUUAACAUGUUUGCAAGACUUUUUUGGAUUCGGAUUGUGUUAUAUUUUACCCCCGAGAUCGAGGGACUAUCAGUACCCGAGUUCACGCAGUAUUUUCACAUGAACUUGUAACUGCAAACCUAUAGAGAAAUAGCCAUCGCAGUUCAAAACUUAAAGCACAAACACUGUAAUUACAUUUACGUUUUGUGAUAAUUUGUUUUAAGGUCUGCUAAACAUUUUUUCUUUUGUUAUUUGUACUGAAAUUGUUAUCAGCUUGUUUUACGAAUUAUAAAAAUACUGCACCAUAUGAUCUUGUUUAAAUGUUAAGGUAUAAUGAAAAUGGGUCGGAAAUAUAUUUAUUCUCUUCCUUUAUGAAAAAAGUGUAUAAAAAAUAGAUUUGAAACAUGUAAAACUGGGUAUGUGAAAUUUAUUUGAAUGAGGCACAGUAUGGCAUAGUUUAUAAUGUUGUCGGGUUCAUUUAGAUGCCAUAACUGUUGUUGAUUUUUUGUCAGACAAGUACAUUAAAAAGAACAAUGUUUGCAAUCAAAAUUACCUACUUUUUGAAAAAGAGAGGGUGUGAACCAAUAUUACAGUAUUAUAGAACAGAAUCAAUGUGUGUAUAUUUGGAGAAAAUAGGAUACCUUUUGAUCUUUAGAGCCAGUGUGUAGUCAUAGUUUUCACACACUUGCGUGUUUGACGAUGUGCAGAGAGUAUGGUUGUGCUGCAUGUCAAAGUUAACCUGUGUUUUUGAGGUGGCAAUUUUGCUGAUAUUCAUACUUUUUAUGAAUGGAACCAAUUUUUUCCAAACCUUUGGUUCUUAAAUCUGGUCUAAAAAUACAUACCUCCAACAGACCACCAGGCUUUGUUUGUUUGUGAUUUAUUUGAAUCAACUUUGCUGAUAAACUAAAACUACUGCUAUUCAGAGUCAUGAUGAUUAUUGUGGCACACUGGUGACAGUCUGGAGUUAUGUUGGUUGCUUGUCUAAGCAGUUAAGACCAUGCUAGUAUUCCAUAUGAAAUGUACUGGAUGUUGAUUAUUUUGAAUAAUGGUAUUAACAAGUCCCUUUUAUCGAAUCACUAUUAUUUGCAAUAAAAGUCUUCAUGUUACAAUAUAAA